CACAAGAGAAAAAGCAGCUUGUGUUAACACCACAGCCAAAGGAUUUUUCACCACAUUUUUGUUAUACUUGUUUCCAAGCAACCGGAACUGUAGCACAGCAGAAGUGACUUGUUUUUAAACCGCAGCUGUUCAGUCUUACCGUGUUUCUCUGGCUCUCCUGUGGGUCAAUUUCCCUUCCUCUCUAGCGAUGCAGCAACAGUACUUUUGAUAUUCGCAGUAGUCAAAUUAGCAGUUAUCUUAUUAUUUUAAUUUCUUUUUUACCCCGACCCUCAAAGCUCAAUAUCAGUUACUCAAGUUAACCAAGCCAUCAGCGCAGGAGGCUACAUGUGUUUUGUCCUGUUCCAGGGAUUUAUCAGUUUCCUCUCAGUACCAUUUACUAAGUACAGUACUGUAUUUGUUAAUGACCCUGUUAUGGGUAAAAAAAAAAAAAGAUGACUUGAUUUAACUGAAGUUGUGAAGUUCUUGAAAUUAACAUUUUCACCAAAUCAAGUAAGAAAAGCUAAUUGGAACAACACAUUUGAAAUGACUUAUGAAGCAAACAAAUUAUCACUGCACAGGUUUUUUCAUUAAUAUCAAGCUUUUAUCUUGAAGAACUAUAAAUUUGGUCUCAAUUGGGUGCGGAAUGACUCAUAACCUUUUUUUAAACAUCAUAUAAAAUGCUCUAAGGGUCCUUCAUAUAUAAGUUCCAACAAGUUUUAAUAUAUGAACCUGGAUUAAACCUAUUGUUAAAAAGAACAUUAACAGUGGUCAAGUGGUGAAUACAUUAAUAACAUAUUCAAAGUUCGUGCUAUUUAUGUUUGUUAUGCGUAAGAAAGCGGCCAUGCAUCUCAACCAUGGCGUCAAUCGGUGGAUGAAAGCAGUUCAACUCUUUCUGAUUUGCUGUUGACUCGUCCAGUAAAUAAAAAUCGGCAAAUCUUGGGUUGAAAAAGUUGGUUUAUUUGUGAAAUCCAAUUUAUACUGAUGCUAACAGUAAAAAAACCCGUUAACACAUCAAUAAGUAGAGCACCGAUGCGAUUACCAGCGGCGUUUGAGACGUCUUGGGUGACGCCAUCGCUUUCGGUGACGACGCGUUUUAAUUACGUCACAUGACUGUAAUCGAUCUAUGGAUUGGAAUUACCAUACUUGAACAUUCCGUACGGUUCCGGAAAUAUACACGAACGGCGUCCUUGCAUUUUCAAACUUCCGUAACGCCACCAUUCCAACGUGAGUGGAUGUGACCAGAAAAUAUCGAGACAUAUAAAGCCGGGUGGAUUUUGUUUUUUAAACAAGCUGCUGCCAUAAACUCCAACCGAAGGAUAGGGAAGAAGGAACAAGGCAAAACCAGUCACUGCCAGAUAGCACAGAUGGACGGGCGGGUUGCGUGAUUGAUAGAGGCGUCAUUUUUUCGCUUACGAAAAGCAACUGCAGACUUUAACAGGCACGGCACAACGCGGUUACUGCAAGGCGCUACAAUUCAAUAUUCCAAAUGCAGUGACAUUUAUAUUCCAGGAUAGAUUAUAUUUAAUUGCUUAGUGUUAUAUUAGGCUUCUAGUUAAAGACUAUAUAUAACUAAGUGAUCACUGACAGUGUAUAAUUGUUUCCAUUACUUCCACUUUGAUGGUUAAUCUACGAGAGCAUGCAUAUCUAUGUUAGAUUGUAAUGAACAUUUCAUAAUUUACUCGCACAACACUAUCGAUCCAAGUUGUUUAAUUUAAAUUAGGAGAGCAUUCAUUUGCUCCUGAAAUUUGCUUCCCCACCCACUCUACGGGCCUGCAACGAGACAAAUCCCGUCCUGCUGCCAAGGACCCCGCGUUGCUAAGUUACAAUGCCAAACAAGAGGAAACUUGGAUUUGCCGUGUGCAAGAAAGGAAACAUUGCAUUCCCGAGCUUUCUUCUCAACUUUGAGGAUUACACUUACCAGGGUCUGAUGCUGUUGGUAGGCUUUUAAAACGGAAGACUAUCACCACUUUGUUAAAUCAGAAUUGGGAAUACAAGACUAUGGUGAGUAAAUAGAUUCAUUUGUGUUGAUAAUAGUCAAGUACAAUAGAACAGAUACAAGUCCUCGCUUCAUCCAAUAAACCUUGAACAAAUUAUUUUGUAAGCCCGCACUAAAUCAAUCAUUGACUUUGGCCCAGUAUGUGUUAUCUAAUUGCAGGCAAUAAUUUCAUGCAAUAGUUUUCUAUAGGAGGUUAUAAUAGAACAAGCACCAUUGGAUAGCCCCUCUCAUCCUGAAGAUGAUGAAUGAGGCGAGAGAGGGCCUUGGGGUGUAUCACAGACACAAACACACGCGUACCUUGCUCUCUUAGACAGGGCGGGGGGAAGAGUCAAGCCUUCAUCACAUUCCUAAUAUCCCAUAACUAUCAUUUAUCAAAGUCCUGAUUUGACUCUUCACUCAUGUACAUCCACUUUAGGACAGUGAAGUCAUGUAUACCAUGACACUUACAUGUCUUAAGCACUCCAAAUAAACAAACGCUAUCCUUCCUGGCCAAACAAACACAGUCAGUGAUGGCGCAACAGUACUCAUUUGUUUUUGCUGCAUUACCCAGUGUCGCCUCUCUGCGGUUGUUCCCCUGCAUUAGCCUUAAUUAGCGAGUCGUGCUCUUAAAUACCCCCGAGGGCAACACCGGGUGAGUGCGCACUGGUUCAAACAUAAUGCUGCUGCCCGUACACAGUCAUACAAGCUCUUAAUUCCUCCGAGAGAAUGCUUUUCCUCUUGCCCCCGGUUAUACAUGAUCCUUUUUUACUGUGGGAAUAAAUCACAUAAGCUGUGCGCAAUCACACAUGAACACAUACUGCAAAUGUAUUCACUAUACAUGUAGGAAUAAGUCUAAAAAUGUGAGAUAAAUCAUGUGGUUAUGUCCUGUGUGUGUCGCAGCACCAUGACCAAAAGGAAAGGAAACACAGGGACAAAGGUGACACUCAAGGAUGCCAAAAAGGCCAUACGGAUGAAACCCGACGGGUGGCGCCGGCUCACACUAAGCAACAUGGGCAUUACUAUUUUCCCGCAGUGUAUCCUCAAACUAACCAACAUGGAUGAGUUGGAUCUCAGCCGCAACCAGAUUCAAAAAAUCCCAGAGGGUAUCGGGAAGUUGUCAUCGCUCAAGUGGCUGGACCUGCAUAGCAACAAGCUGGAAUCUGUGCCCGAGUCCAUCGGUAAACUGGUGGACCUGACCUAUCUCAACCUCUGUAAUAAUCGUCUCACCUCGUCAGGUUUGCCCACGACGCUGGGCUCUCUUACAAACCUGACGAGUCUCAAUCUGGGUUUGAACAAGCUGGAUGCCCUGCUUCCAACUAUGGUCCCUCAGGAGAGCCUCCAAGAGUUAGGCUUGUUUGACAACCUCUUUACCAUCCUCCCAGACUUUGUGAAAGCCCUCCACAAUCUGACUAAACUGAACAUAAAACGAAACCCAUUGCUGCAAGUGAAGCAGGCCGGUGAGGAAAUGGAAACUGAAAAGUCAGACGAGGAGGAUGGUGUGUACCUCGUCCACGAGAGUAGACUGUGUAAUAUGUGCCUGAAAAUAUGUAAAGACCCAGGAGGACGGCAUUUGAGAGGGGAUUGUGUGAGGAAGAAGUAUGAGGACAAAAGGUCUUACUCGGGACUCGUAACACCAAACUCGGUGGCUGCGGUCAAUCAGGAUGUGUGGAGAGCUAAGAACCUCGAACACUAUCAGUCUUUCGAAAGCAAUAUUUGAUAUGUUUUGACCAGUACAAGUCCGAAAGCAUUUGCUGUGUCAAUAAAUCGCUGUUUAU
This is a messenger RNA of Hippocampus comes (tiger tail seahorse), 3729 nucleotides long. RefSeq names its product leucine rich repeat containing 18a (gene lrrc18a). Gene Ontology annotation, molecular function: protein binding. The coding region runs from base 2835 to 3671 and encodes 278 amino acids. The record is from RefSeq and is a predicted model, not a curated record. Gene Ontology annotation, cellular component: cytoplasm. The transcript has 2 exons. NCBI's taxonomy places the organism in Eukaryota, Metazoa, Chordata, Actinopteri, Syngnathiformes, Syngnathidae.